CCAACGCCUCGUCGGCACUAGCUUAUACUUCCUACCCUUCAUACUCGUCGACUUUGGCCACCAACUAUCCAACUCACUAUUCCGUGCCAGGUACUUACUUCAGCGCUGCGUGUGGGUACGGCAGCAUGUCUUCAACUCGACGACUCUACACAAUAGAAAUGAUGCCUCAUCGUCGGCAAUGUUACCUCCGGCAAGAUCACCAGGGCUAGGCCAUUCUGUAUCACCAUCCAUGGGUUCGUCGGCUAGGGACAAUUAUACAACCGGAACACCUGGUGUGCCUAGAUAUUCCAACGCUCUGUCUCCUCGCUCAGAUCUACCUCGAUACAACACCCAGCCCGACACUCCUAGAAGCGUACAUACAACUACUAUGCCUUUGACUUACAAUGGUGCCUAUGCCACUACGUAUACCACAACUGCAGGCUCACCCGAAACGCCCCCCUUCAACACGCAAGAGACACUGGCCAACAUCACCUGUGAAGGUAACGCGGUGACACCGAGUAUCGACGCCAAGAUUGAAAAGGGAUUCUUCUAUUCUGGUGAUCGCGUAUGGACUUGUUACAGGAGGAAUUAUUUUUCGGUCAACGUAUCGUUCCAACUUUCGCCGUGGAUUGCCAAUGCACGCUUGUAUCUUGAACAGCCCAAUAAGACGGCUCAGCAGAUACAAUCCAUGGCUGUAUCUCUCGCUGCUGCUGUGGAUGGUGCUACGGGCAAGACUAUCGAGUUGAUCCAGCAUACACCGAAGCGCGAUAAGGGCCCGCAGCUGCCAAUGAAGAAGGAACUACUAGCACCAACGCCUCCAGGGAAAAGCCAUGAACACGGCGGAUAUGGGCUGAGCAACUUCCAUCAGACCUCGAUCGUCGCAGGUCCUCAGCUCCCUUUGCAAAGCGAUAGCGACUCGUCACAGCAAUAUUCUCCCACGAGCCACGCCAGCAGCAACUAUCAACAUUCGUUCGAACGUAUACAAUUCAAGUCAGCGACGGCAAACAAUGGAAAACGUCGGGCCCAACAGCAAUACUACCACCUGAUUGUGGAGUUGUGGGCGAACGUGCAGGCCCCUAGAGAAGCUGAGCCCAAAUGGAUAAAGGUUGCAGCUCGGAUGUCUUCCCCAGUCGUUGUGCGUGGAAGAUCGCCUAGUCAUUACCAGAAUGAGGGCCCCCACAAUGCCGGUACUUCGAGAGGAGCCCCUGGUUCUGGCCUGGGUGGAGGUGGUCAUCACGGACUAGGCUCAACUGGCCGACCAUCUUAUUCGCCCUGGACCACCGGCUUGUCAGGUGGUAGCGCAACUGGGAUGGGCAGUAGCAUGUAUCGUGGCAAUACAUACUCCCUCGACCCAAGCCCUGUCGGCAGCCAUUCAGUUAGUUCAGCGAGCUCUCUGAGUGGAGGCCCUGUUGAAGGCAUCACUGGCGAAAACCAUAUGACCGAAGACGAUGACGCGAAGAUGAUGGAUGCUCCCCAGGAUUACUCUUACUAUCCUGCCUCCAUCUACGAGCCGAUACCACCCAAGCUUGAAAGCACAUUACCCCCUCCCGAUCGCAGGAUCAAGGAUGAGUACCCCACUGCUGGCUGGCAUCUUGGAGGCUGUGGUAGAUUUCAAGGAAUGGAAAGUAGUCGCGGAUACUAUCCGGACGUACAAGCUCAUACCUAUUGAUGCGCACACAUCUUGCCGCCGUCAUAGCUGUCAAGAAAAUGGUUGGCCGGCUCAACGGGAAUUUGAGCCCGCUGCAUAUAAGAAUCGAAGUCAACAAGACUUGGUUCCGCAUAGACAGGCGAAUAUCCUUCGCUAUCGACGAUCGCUUUGGAGUGCUUCACGAUAAACUUCUCGGUUCUGCGGCGGCUUUGUCAUUGUUACUGUACUUGAUCCUUGGCCAACACGAACACUAACGGCCCCCCAUACUUACAUCACUUCCUGAACGAAAGACACACGGGCCGGUACCGCAUGACAAGGCAAGGAUGGUGCACAAAGCGAUGUAUCACAAAUCGCACAACAAAGGCUAUAUCGUAGGCCUUAAGUAUGUUUGCCGCAGCGGAACUCUG
Alternaria alternata is the source of this 2034-nucleotide messenger RNA. Its product is annotated as p53-like transcription factor. Gene Ontology annotation, cellular component: nuclear chromosome. The transcript has 2 exons. The record is from RefSeq and is a predicted model, not a curated record. Lineage: Eukaryota; Fungi; Ascomycota; Dothideomycetes; Pleosporales; Pleosporaceae. Gene Ontology annotation, molecular function: DNA binding; DNA-binding transcription factor activity. Gene Ontology annotation, biological process: meiotic cell cycle; positive regulation of transcription by RNA polymerase II. Bases 179 to 1648 code for a protein of 489 amino acids.